Durusdinium trenchii is the source of this 1260-nucleotide messenger RNA. The record is from the annotation of a GenBank genome assembly. Lineage: Eukaryota; Dinophyceae; Suessiales; Symbiodiniaceae.
UGAAGAGGGAUCAAUGUAGGGAUAGUUGUAGGCAUAUAUGCCAUACAAGGAGUGUAUGGAUGUUGUUUGCAGACCAGGUGUAUUGUAUAUAUAUAUAUAGUUGUGUAUAUGUAUUUCCCUUGUUUAAGUUAUGUCAUGUGAAUUAAUGUGACAAGUCUUGUCCAGUUGCCUAGAUGACAAACCCUCGUCAAGCAUUUAGAUGAACGUAGUUGGUUGUGGUAUCUUCCUUGGGAGACAAGCCAACCAAAAAGAUAUUGAUUCCUUGUAGCUGAAAAAAGGGUCAACCUUUCCACUUGGAACAAAACACCUGCUGAUUUGCACCAAGGAAGCCAAAUGGAAGUGGCCCAUGUUCACACAUGUUCACACUAGUGUUCACCCGUGUUCACCUGUAGAUAGAUCCAAAAAGACUUGGCAAAGGUAACAAAUCGGUGGAAACUACACCACCGUCACCGCAGUCGCCGUGCGCACGAUCCGGUCGUCGCGACUGCAUGAGCGGAACCAGGGGAUGCUGGUGUACUACGAACGUUUGAAGGCGCAGCCAGCCUAUGAAGUGCAGCGGAUCUUGCAGUUCCUGCAAGUGGAGGUGUCGAAGGAGAAGUUGGACUGUGCCGUGCAGCAGUCGACCAUGGACAAGCUUCAGGAGAAGGGGAACGACCGUGGGCACGACCGCGUGGAGUCCAAGAGCUUCUUCGGGUCGCGGAACACCACGGAGGCGCAGGAGAACUUGACCUAUCCGCUUCCGUUGCUGCGCCGCUUCGAGAACAUGAAGCUCUUCGAGUUUGCCACCUCCAUGGGCUACAUCUCGUAUACCAGCCUUGAAGCUGCCCAGGACUUGGCUGAGCGGCAAGUGCCCAGCGAGAUUCAGGCCCCUUCGAUGCCUUGGCAGGAGGUCAAGGUGGAGCAGGCUCACCCUGCAGCGGAGCUGCCGGAUGUGCCAAGCUCAGCGGAACUGGCGGAGGAGCUGCCGGAUGUGCCAAGCCCAGCGGAACUGGCGGAGGAGCCGCGCCCUGGGCAAGGUCUUCUAAGUCUUCAACGCAUGGACGCGGGAGCAGCGGGAUGGCUGAACGAGAGGCCGAUGUCUCUCGUCCAGUCGGGCAUGUUUGGCUUGCUGAUGGGCAUUCUUUGCCUCAUGAUCCUUUCUCGACUCUGGCGCGCGCGGAACGCCAAGCAAAUGCACUCCGUUUGACUUCCCGGGACACCGCGCUGAAGAGCGGCGCGGCUGGGGUCAGACCGCAGGAGUUGUCCCCCAAAAAAGGCGGG